UUAUAGCUAUUGUACCGAUGAAUUAGUUUCUGUAAAGUGGCGCUGUUGUCAACGUCGGCGCGAUAGCUCUGAGGCUAUCUUACCGAUAGUCGGUGUAAUAGACACUGCCUAAAAGUAAAUAUAAACAAAAACUGAUAUCAUAGCGCAAAUGCGCUUCAAUUAAUUUUUGUCAUUAUUAAUUGCUAUAUUACUACUUACAUUCUGGUUUAAAAACCAAUAAAGUUUUUCGUAUCGAGAAUAGUGUUAGUAUAACAUCAUUAAAGAUAAAAGAAAAUGAUUUUAUCUACUUUUGUUAUUUUGCUUGAGAUACAACGUUAGAAUUGUUUCUCUGGUAGAGUUCUACUUUCUGCUUGGAGCCUUUAUCGUUUGAUGGGUGUACAAAGUUCUUCCAUGUCUUAUCAAGAAUUGGAGCAAGGUUACCAAGGGUUGAAGCAGAAUCGACCAUUUUUUUAUAUCGGAGAAGAUGAGUAUUCUUUGUCUCAAAAAUUGAUGAGGGAGGCUGAUAAGGGUGCUGAAGAUGAUGAAUUGUGUGAAGGCAAGCAAGUUCUUGUUGGUAUAUGUGCGAUGUCUAAAAAAUCUCAAUCCAAGCCAAUGAAAGAAAUUCUGACUCGCCUCGAGGAGUUUGAGUACUUGAAAACGGUUGUCUUUCCUGAGGAAGUCAUUUUAAAUGAGCCUGUUGAAAAAUGGCCUCUUUGUGAUUGCCUAAUCUCAUUCCAUUCCAAAGGAUUUCCUCUUGCAAAAGCUGUAGAAUAUUCUAAUCUUCGGAAACCAUUCAUCAUAAAUGAUUUAUUUAUGCAAUAUGACAUUCAAGAUAGGCGUAAAGUAUAUAGUAUUUUAGAGAAUGAAGGAAUUGAGCUUCCGAGAUACGCUGUUUUAGACAGGGAAUCAGAUCUUCCAUCAGGUAUGCUAAGAGAAUUGGUUGAGAGUGAAGAUCAUGUGGAGGUGGAUGGAGUGAUAUUCAACAAACCCUUUGUGGAAAAGCCGAUAUCUGCCGAGGAUCACAAUAUAUACAUCUACUAUCCAACAUCUGCCGGUGGUGGAAGUCAAAGAUUAUUCAGAAAAAUUGGCAGUAGAAGCAGCGUUUAUUCUCCUGAGAGCAGAGUUAGGAAGUCAGGGUCUUUCAUUUAUGAAGAAUUUAUGCCUACAGAUGGUACUGAUGUUAAGGUUUACACUGUUGGACCUGAUUAUGCGCAUGCAGAAGCUCGAAAAUCCCCUGCUCUAGAUGGCAAAGUUGAAAGAGAUAAAGAAGGAAAAGAAGUUAGAUAUCCUGUCAUUCUAAGCAAUGCUGAGAAACUUAUUGCUAGAAAAGUCUGUUUAGCUUUUAAGCAAACUGUGUGUGGUUUUGACCUUCUGAGAGCGAAUGGAAAAUCUUACGUUUGUGAUGUGAAUGGCUUUAGUUUUGUUAAAAAUUCAAUGAAAUAUUAUGAUGAUUGCUCUAAAAUUCUAGGCAAUAUGAUUUUGAGAGAACUUACACCUCAAUUGCAUAUACCCUGGUCCAUGCCAUUUCAACUAGAUGAUCCACCCAUUGUUCCAACCACUUUUGGAAAAAUGAUGGAACUACGGUGUGUCAUUGCUGUUAUAAGACAUGGUGACAGGACACCAAAACAAAAAAUGAAAAUGGAAGUCAAACAUUAUAAAUUUUUUGAAAUAUUUAAAAAAUAUGGUGGGUAUAAAGAUGGACAUGUAAAACUAAAGAAGCCUAAACAACUACAAGAAAUUUUAGACAUCUCUAGAUUUUUAUUAAAUGAAAUUGAAAUGAAAAGAACAGAUCUUGAAAUAGAAGAAAACAAGGCAAAGCUUGAACAGCUGAAAGCCGUUUUAGAAAUGUAUGGCCAUUUUUCUGGUAUUAAUCGCAAAGUACAGUUGAAAUACCAGCCAAAAGGAAGACCUCGGCGCUCCAGCAGUGAUGAAGAUACUCCGAGAGAACCAUCUCUUGUACUUAUCCUGAAGUGGGGUGGUGAAUUAACGCCCGCGGGAAGGGUUCAAGCAGAGGAAUUAGGGCGUGUCUUUAGAUGUAUGUACCCUGGUGGACAAGGUGAAUAUGCUGGUACACAAGGCUUAGGACUAUUACGACUGCACAGUACUUAUCGCCAUGAUUUAAAGAUUUAUGCUUCUGAUGAAGGAAGAGUACAAAUGACUGCUGCUGCAUUUGCAAAAGGUUUACUGGCUCUUGAAGGAGAAUUGACUCCCAUCUUAGUGCAAAUGGUUAAAAGUGCAAAUACUAAUGGUCUUUUGGACAAUGACUGUGAUUCUAGUAAUUACCAAAACAUGAUCAAGCAAAGACUUCAUGAAACAUUGCAAAUUGACAGAGAAUUCUCCGAAGAAGAUUUUGAAAAGUUAAACCCAACCAAAGCUAGAUCAAUACACAAUGCUCUUCAGUUCAUCAAAAAUCCUGUUAAGGCUUGUGAACACGUUCAUGACUUGAUACAGCAGCUGAACUUAUUGAUUAAAAAAAAGAAAGAAGAUCCUCGAUUGCAAGAGGCUCCUUUAUAUCAUGGAGAAACAUGGGAUUUAAUGCAGAGAAGAUGGUCCAAAUUAGAAAAGGAUUUUAAACUGAAGACUGGAAAAUUUGAUAUCAGUAAAGUUCCAGACAUAUAUGACUGUAUAAAAUAUGACCUUCAACAUAAUCACCACAAUCUUCAGUUUCCACACGCAGAAGAACUAUAUAUUUAUGCUAAAGCUUUAGCUGAUAUAGUCAUACCUCAGGAAUAUGGAAUCAAUCAACAUGAAAAACUAACAAUUGGACUUGGUAUAUGUACUCCAUUGUUAAAAAAAAUCAGGGCUGAUCUUCACAGAAACAUUGAUCCCACAGCUGAUGAGACGGAAAAUGUAAACAGACUCAAUCCUAUGUACUCACAUGGUGUCUCCUCACCUGAAAGGCAUGUUAGAACACGUCUUUAUUUUACCAGUGAAAGUCACAUUCACUCACUGUUAACAGUCUUACGUUAUGGUGGUUUACUUGAUCAGUGGCCAGAACCAUGUUCAUUGUGCAGUUGCUUACCAGAAGACAUUGAAGAUGAACAGUGGAGAAGAGCUAUGGAAUAUGUUAGUGCUGUUUCAGAACUUAAUUAUAUGACUCAAGUCGUCAUCAUGUUAUAUGAGGAUCCAACUAAAGACAUAUCUUCUGAAGAAAGGUUCCAUGUAGAGCUUCAUUUUAGUCCUGGUGUUGUUUGUUGUGUACAAAAAAACUUACCUCCGGGUCCAGGCUUCCGACCUCAGUCUCGAAGUGGGCCAAAGGAAAGGCUUAAUUGCCCCAUGAUAAUGAUGAGUGGGGAGAAACACACGCCAGGCUGCAGCUAUGACUGUGAGAAACAUGCCCGAAUUGAUGAAGAAGAUGAUGAUCUCACUUUAGAAGAAGAAAAUUAUCAAGAUAUUGGAAGUGAUCCAGAUUCACCUACUAUUCUUGAAGAAAAUGAAGUGAAGGAUGAAAAGAAGAUAAAUUCUAGUCGAUCUAAACCAUCUGAACCUAUUCCUAUUCAAAAAACAACCACUAAAGUUACUACUAGUCUUCCACAUAAGCCUUGUGUGAUAAUGAAAAGCAGCAGCGACUCAUCUCGCCCUAGAAGUCUUGAUAGUGAGAGUAAACAAACAAAAGCAGACAAAGACAGUCCUCAUACUCAGAGCUUAGAAGAUGUAUCAUCUGUAAAUACAAAAUUACAAGAACGUCGUGAGAGCUUUCAGCAUAGACAUUCAAUUCCAGGGCAGCUGAGUUCAUACCUGAGAAUGUGUAGCGCUGCAGACCUUCCCAAAGUAUAUGGUAAAUAUUUUUGCUCCACUUCUCGACUUCACUGCUUUUCAGGUUCAACGAAUAGUUUGUUUAGUACUGCUGUUAUAAGUGGAUCCUCUAGUGCCCCAGAACUUAAAAAUGCAGUCCCACCUUCAUCUACGGAUGGUUAUUGCAAUGUGCCUACUAUUCGCCCCCUGGAGACUCUUCAUAAUGCUCUGUCUCUAAAGCAGUUGGAUAGUUUCCUGGAACGCAUGACCAGUGCCUCUUUUCGUAUGUCUCUUCAGACCAUGUGUAAAUUACCCACAUCUUCAUCAGCCUCAUCUGGCAACUCAUCCACAUCUCAACCAUCUGCCUUACCUAUUGUAUCUCCUUCUAAUAGUAUUUUAUGGAGCGGCCCCCCAUCUUUUGUAUCAAGUAGUGGACCGUCAUCUCCAAAUUCAUCAACUCUUGAUAUUUGGGCUCGAUGGCGCCAAAUGACCGAAGUGGACUCUGUUCUAGAUUUCUCAGGUCCUGGAAGUCGUAGUAGCCUCAGCAAUCCCCCUUCCCCACAUGAUCCUUGCUACUACAACAACAGUCUAUGACAAAUUUUAAGUCGUAGACAAACAUCUCUGUAGACUGAGCUCUUAAGAUGUAUUUGAAUCUCAAAUUGAUUAUCCUAUUACUGGGAUCUAAAUUAUUUUUUAAUGAUUUAGCCUAGUUGCUCUUUUAUUUUCAGAAAUUACUAGCACACGGGUGAUGUUUCUGAUCACAUAUUGAAUAUGUGAAUAAUCGGUCAGAUUUAUUGUUUUGAAAAAUUUACAUAAAUUACAUUUGAAAUAUAAUAUUUCAAAUUCAAUUUAUUUAUUUGUCAUUUUUAUACAAAAAUACUGAUGCUCUCAUUACUUAUUUAGUGGAGAUUUAUGUGAUCGAGAAAAAUUUUAACUAAUUCUUGAAAAUUAUUCCGUUAUAAUCUUAUCUUCUGUAAAACAGAUAGUUCCUGUAAAAAGUGAACCAAAAAAAGAAUUAAGAUUGUGUUUGUUGUAAGUCAUUAUAGCUGUAUUAAUUUAUUUAAAGCAAUCUACAUAAACUACAGAUUGCUAAAGCAGUAUUAUUUUUCUGAUCAGUGAGUUUUAGCAUUUAUUUUUAGAGAUAUAAUUCACUUUCAUGUUUUUUAGUGUAUUAAAAAAAAAGCCUUUUCUUUUUGUUUGGAACACGAUGUAGGGAUUUAUGUAUUAUCUCUUUGGUGGUUUAAUUUUUAGAAAAAAUUAUUCAAAUUUAUCUUUGUUACAAGUAUUUAUCAUUAGUUUUAUGUGAUUUAGACAAUGAUAGGUUACCUACUAUAUAUAAUUGGUAUAGAAAACUAUGUUAUUAUUCAGUCAGUAGUAUUUUUCCGCUUUGAUAUUUUUUAUGAAAAUAUGCAAUGAUUUAAGAACUAUUCAUACUAAAACUCUUUAGUAAAAGUAAGAACUGUUAGCUUUUUUCCUUAUAUCACAAUUAAUUUUUAAUUCAUUAGUUUUUACAUCAUAUUUAAACAUGGAUGGGAAAAAAAGAUAUUUUUUUAUGGAUUCUUUUGUAAACCCAAAAAUUUUAUCUAAAGUUUGAUUUUAUUUAAUUUCAGAAGGGUUAUUUCUAUUAUUACAUGCAGAGAAAACUAAAUUUAAAUAAUAAUAGCUUUUAGUCAAUUUAAUUCUCUAAGUUUAAUCCAAAUAAAAAAAAAUUUAAAAUUUUAUCAAAAAAGCUGCUAUAUUUAUAAGAAACAAAUAAGCAUUUUCUUCAUUCUAAGACAAGGAAUUUGUUGAGAAAUCACAAACUUUUCUACUAUCAGCAGGUGUUAGUGAUAAUGUAUUUUUAUGUCAUGAUAAGGGUUGCAUGUGUGUCGACCAAUUGCCUAAAUUCAGUUUCAAAAAAAGAAUCAUAUGUUUAACUAGUUGGUGUAAAUUGAUAAAGUAAGCCAUUUUUAAGCGUUUUCUUGUUAAGUUUUCUACAGUGCAUAAAAUAAGAAAUGGAACAACUUUUGAUAAAUGAUUGGAUUUUCAUCGCCCGAGAAGCAAUCAUAAUGAGCCAAAGGACUAACGUUAAAUAGAGAGAAAUAUUUGUGCAGCAUUUUAAGUAAUGAAAUUAGGGGAACGCCAAUUUUUCAUAAAAUAAAAUAAUUGUGUCUGACUUUGUAAUUUAAAUAUCAUCUGCAUUAAUUAAAUAGUGUGCUUAUUUAAUAGCUUAGCCACUAUAACCAUUAAAAUAGAAUCUUUGUACAUGGAAAUCUGAAAACUGGAUCAAAAGUUAUUAGUUUUUUUUUUUUUUUUGUACACUGUACAUUGCAGCUUUUAUUUUCAAUAAAUACUUACUCAGGUUUAACGAGCAAAAUGUCUUGGUCUCUACAUUCUAAUUUUAACAAUCGUCGCCUUAUUGACAGUUUGCAGUACAACUAAUAUUUCGGCAAAACCAACCAGAUUUACCAAAACAACUUAUUUCUAAAUCUAAAAUACAAUAAAGCUGUCUUUUUUUUCUCCCCUCCUAGCUACUUUGGCAUAUAUGUAUGUAAUACAUAGCAUGAAACGAAACAGGCAAUUGAGAACAAAAAAGAACAGUCAUUUUUCAGCUAUUAUCAUUGUAUUUAUUGUCAUUAUCUUUUUAUUGUAAUUAUACUUAAUGUUUAUAAGUAUAAUUAGUAAGUAAUAUUAGUUCACUAAGCAUUUACCAUUAAAUUUUUUGUACAGAUUUCUUAAUCAAAUUUGAACUGAGAGUUUUGUAAAUAAUUAUAUUGCAGUUAUUAAUCUAGUCCUACUUUGAUAAACUAAUUUCUAAACCAAUUUACCACUGAUUAUAAAAUGUCAUUUUUACUGUGCAUUUUUAUCUUAUAUUUACCUCAUUUCACUUAUUUGUAAUUCUAAUAUAAACAUGCAUCUAAAAUGUUCCUUAUUCAAGAUAUUUUUUUGUUACAUGUUAAUUCUGCAUGAAAAGUAUUAAAAUUACUUGAAUGCAUUAUAAUAGAUGUGUUUUUGUACUUGUAUAAUAUCUGAAAUCCUUGUUGUUCACAAAUUUUGAUUUAAUGAUAUUCAAUGAGCUUAUGUAGUUAAUGAUGAUGAUUAUUGAAUAUGUUCUGUAGUCCGAAAUUAUUAUUUGCAAUAGAAAAAUUGGUUUAUUUAUAAUGCUAUGGAAGAUUUGUGUACUUACUAUAUGUUGCCUAGUAGUCAACAUAUUGUUUAGAUGAUAUGAAAAUAUAUCAUUUACAUUGAGUAUUAAAACUGGGAUAGCAGAUCUUGUCCUAAUGUGAUAAAAAUAAAAUGUUUAAGAAA
Parasteatoda tepidariorum (common house spider) is the source of this 7002-nucleotide messenger RNA. Its product is annotated as inositol hexakisphosphate and diphosphoinositol-pentakisphosphate kinase. Gene Ontology annotation, biological process: inositol metabolic process; inositol phosphate biosynthetic process. NCBI's taxonomy places the organism in Eukaryota, Metazoa, Arthropoda, Arachnida, Araneae, Theridiidae. Gene Ontology annotation, cellular component: cytosol. Gene Ontology annotation, molecular function: inositol hexakisphosphate kinase activity; 5-diphosphoinositol pentakisphosphate 1-kinase activity. The record is from RefSeq and is a predicted model, not a curated record.